GAACAUCAGAAUGGGAGAUGACGCAUUGCUACUUGCAGUCCACCUUCUCUGAGGAAAAGAGUAAAUAAAAAAACGAGAGUCACAGAAGAGUCUUCAUUCCAGAAGUGCUCCAGGAAUCAUGCUGGAGAAGUUCUGCAACUCUACGUUUUGGAAUUCUUCAUUCUUGGAUAGCCCAGAAGCGGACCUGCCACUUUGUUUUGAGCAAACUGUUCUGGUGUGGAUUCCCUCGGGUUUCCUUUGGUUCCUGGCCCCUUGGCAGCUUCUUCAUGUGUAUAGAUCCAAGAUCAAGAGAUCUCCUAUAACCAAACUCUACCUUGCUAAGCAGGUGCUUGUUGGGUUUCUUCUUAUUCUAGCAGCCAUAGAGCUGGCCCUUGUACUCACAGAAGACUCUGGAAAAGCCACAGUCCCUGCCAUUAGAUACACCAAUCCAAGCCUUUACCUGGGCACAUGGCUCCUGGUUUUGCUGAUCCAGCACAGCAGGCGAUGGUGCUUGCAGAAGGAUUCUUGGUUCCUGUCCCUAUUCUGGAUUCUCUCAAUACUCUGUGGCGUUUUCCAAUUACAGACUCUGAUCCGGACACUCUUAAAGGGCAGCAAUUCUAACCUGGCCUAUUCCUGCCUGUUCUUCAUCUGCUAUGCACUGCAGAUCCUGAUGCUGAUCCUUUCAGCAUUUUCGGAAAAAGAUGCCUCAUCAACUAAUCCAUCAUUCACAGCCUCAUUUCUGAGCAGCAUUACGUUUAGUUGGUAUGACAGCAUCAUUAUGAAAGGCUACAAGCAACCUCUGACACUUGAAGAUGUCUGGGACGUUGAUGAAGAGAUUAAAACCAAGGCACUGGUCAGCACGUUUGAAAAACAUAUGGCAGGAGAGCUGCAGAAGGCCAGGAAGGCGCUCCAGGGAGGGCAGCGGAGGAAGGCCCGGAGGGGCUCUGGAGAUGGGCUGCAUGGCAUGAACAAGGAUCAGAGUCAAAGCCAAGAUAUCCUUGUCCUGGAAGAAGCUAGAAAGAAAACAAAGAAGUCUGGGACCACAAAAAACUUUCCCAAGUCCUGGUUGGUCAAGACUCUCUUCAAGACUUUCUACAUCAUGCUCUUGAAAUCAUUCCUCCUGAAGCUGGUGCAUGACCUCCUCAUGUUUCUGAAUCCUCAGCUGCUGAAAUUGCUGAUCUCCUUCGCAAAUGAUCGAGACACAUAUGUGUGGACCGCAUAUCUCUAUUCAGUCCUCUUCUUUGUUGUGGCCCUCAUCCAGUCUCUUUGCCUUCAGUGCUACUUUCAAAUGUGCUUCAAGCUGGGUGCCACUGUACGGACAACCAUCAUGGCGUCCAUAUAUAAGAAGACACUGACCCUAUCCAACCAGGCCAGGAAGCAGUACACCAUUGGAGAAACGGUGAACCUGAUGUCUGUGGAUGCCCAGAAGCUCAUGGAUGUGACCAGCUACUUUCAUCUGCUGUGGUCAAAUGUUCUCCAGAUUACUUUAUCUAUCUACUUCCUAUGGGCAGAGCUGGGACCCUCCAUCUUGGCAGGUGUUGGGGUGAUGGUACUCCUAAUUCCAGUUAAUGGGAUACUUGUUGCCAAGAGUAAAGCUGUUCAGGUAAAAAAUAUGAAGAACAAAGACAAACGGUUAAAGAUCAUGAAUGAAAUUCUCAAUGGGAUGAAGAUCCUGAAAUAUUUUGCUUGGGAACCUUCAUUCAAAAACCAAGUUCACGAACUUCGGAAGAAAGAACUCAAGAACCUGCUGACUUUUGGGCAGAUGCAGUCUGUAAUCAUGUUUCUCUUAUACCUAAGUCCAGUCCUGGUGUCUGUGAUCACAUUUUCAGUUUACACUCUGGUGGAUAGCAAUAAUGUUUUGGAUGCAGAAAAGGCCUUCACCUCCAUCACCCUCUUCAAUAUCCUGCGCUUUCCCCUGAGCAUGUUUCCCAUGGUAAUCUCCUCCGCUCUCCAGGCCAGCGUUUCCAGAGACCGGCUAGAACAGUACCUGGGAGGGGAUGACUUGGACCCCUCCGCCAUUCGCCGCUGUGACUGCAAUUUUGACAAAGCAGUGCAGUUCUCAGAGGCCUCCUUUACCUGGGACCGGGACUCGGAAGCCACCAUCCGAGAUGUGAACCUGGACAUUAUGCCAGGCCAGUUGGUGGCUGUGGUGGGCACUGUGGGCUCUGGGAAGUCCUCCUUGAUGUCAGCCAUGCUGGGAGAAAUGGAAAAUGUCCACGGGCACAUCACCAUCAAGGGCACCAUAGCCUAUGUCCCGCAGCAAUCCUGGAUCCAGAAUGGCACCAUAAAGGACAACAUCCUUUUUGGAUCAGAGUUGGAUGAAAAGAGAUACCAGCAGAUUCUGGAGGCCUGUGCCCUCCUCCAAGACUUGGAAGUGCUGCCUGGAGGAGACCUGGCUGAGAUUGGAGAGAAGGGUAUAAAUCUCAGUGGGGGUCAGAAGCAGCGGAUUAGUCUGGCCAGAGCUAUCUAUCAGAAUUCAGACAUCUAUGUUCUGGAUGACCCCCUGUCAGCCGUGGAUGCUCACGUGGGAAAACAUAUUUUCAAUAAGGUCUUGGGUCCCAAGGGCCUAUUGAAAGGCAAGACUCGACUCUUGGUUACACAUAGCAUUCACUUUCUUCCCCAAGUGGACGAGAUCGUGGUUCUGGGGAAUGGCACCAUCUUGGAGAAGGGAUCCUACAGCACUCUGCUGGCCAAGAAAGGAUCGUUUGCUAAGAUCCUGAAGACAUUCACAAAACAGACGGGUCCUGAGGAAGAGGCCACAGUCAAUGAGGACACUGAAGAAGAAGAUGACUGUGGGCUGAUGCCCAGUGUGGAGGAAAUCCCUGAGGAUGUGGCCUCCUUAACCAUGAAACGAGAGAACAGUCUUCAUCGAAUACUCAGUCGCAAUUCUAGGUCCAAUAGCAAGCAUCGGAAGUCCCUAAGAAACUCUUUGAAAACUCGGAAUGUGAACACCCUGAAGGAGGAGGAAGAACUGGUGAAAGGACAGAAACUAAUUGAGAAGGAAUUCAUACAAACUGGAAAGGUGAAGUUCUCCAACUACCUGAAGUACCUACGAGCAAUAGGAUGGUUUUCGAUAUUCUUCAUCGUCUUUGCCUAUGUGAUCAAUUCUGUGGCUUAUAUUGGAUCCAACCUCUGGCUCAGUGCUUGGACCAAUGACUCUAAAACCUUUAAUGGCACUAACUAUCCAGCGUCUCAGAGGGACCUGAGAAUUGGCGUCUAUGGAGCUCUGGGAUUAGUACAAGGUGCAUUUGUGCUCAUAGCAAAUCUCUGGAAUGCCCAUGGUUCCACUCACGCAUCAAACAUCCUUCAUAGGCAACUGCUAAGCAAUAUCCUUCAAGCACCCAUGAGUUUUUUUGACACAACACCCACAGGCCGGAUUGUGAACAGGUUUGCUGGUGAUAUUUCCACAGUGGAUGAUACCCUUCCCUUAUCCUUGCGCAGCUGGAUAUUGUGCUUCCUGGGAAUAAUCAGCACCCUUGUCAUGAUCUGCACGGCCACUCCAAUCUUCGUUGUCAUCAUCAUUCCUCUUGGCCUCAUUUAUAUGUCUGUUCAGAUAUUUUAUGUGGCCACUUCCCGCCAGCUGAAACGUCUGGACUCUGUCACCAGGUCCCCAAUCUACUCUCACUUCAGUGAGACUGUGUCAGGUUUGUCCAUCAUCCGUGCCUUUGAGCACCAGCAGCGAUUUCUGAAACACAAUGAGGUGGGGAUUGACACCAACCAGAAAUGUGUCUUCUCCUGGAUUGUCUCUAACAGGUGGCUUGCAGUUCGUCUGGAGCUGAUUGGGAACCUGAUUGUCUUCUUUUCAUCCCUGAUGAUGGUUAUUUAUAGAGAUACACUAAGUGGAGACACUGUGGGCUUUGUUCUGUCCAACGCGCUUAAUAUCACACAGACCCUGAACUGGCUAGUGAGGAUGACGUCAGAAAUAGAGACCAACAUUGUGGCUGUUGAAAGAAUAAAUGAGUACAUAAAAGUGGAAAACGAGGCACCCUGGGUGACUGAUAAGAGACCCCCCCCAGGUUGGCCCAGCAAAGGGGAGAUCCGGUUUAACAACUACCAAGUGCGGUACCGGCCGGAGCUGGAUCUUGUAUUGAGAGGGAUUACUUGUGACAUCAGGAGCAUGGAGAAGAUUGGUGUGGUCGGCAGGACAGGAGCUGGGAAGUCAUCCUUGACGAAUGGCCUCUUCAGAAUCCUAGAGGCUGCAGGUGGCCAGAUCAUCAUUGAUGGAGUAGAUAUUGCUUCCAUUGGGCUCCAUGACCUCCGAAAGAAACUGACCAUCAUCCCCCAGGAUCCCAUCCUGUUCUCUGGAAGCUUGAGGAUGAACCUAGACCCUUUUAACCACCACUCAGAUGAGGAGAUUUGGAAGGCCCUGGAGCUGGCUCACCUCAAAUCCUUUGUGUCUGGGCUGCAACUUGGGUUGUCUCACGAAGUGACAGAGGCUGGUGACAACCUUAGCAUCGGGCAGAGGCAGCUGCUGUGCCUGGCCCGCGCUCUGCUUCGGAAAUCCAAGAUUCUAGUCAUGGACGAGGCCACGGCUGCCGUGGAUCUAGAGACCGACCACCUCAUCCAGACGACCAUCCAAAAGGAGUUCUCCCACUGCACCACCAUCACCAUCGCUCACAGGCUGCACACCAUCAUGGACUGCGACAAGAUAAUGGUCCUGGACAAUGGGAAGAUUGUAGAGUACGGCAGCCCUCAAGAACUGCUGAGAAAUUCGGGCCCCUUUUGUUUGAUGGCCAAAGAAGUUGGCAUUGAAAGUGUGAACAGCACAUCAUUCUGACACUGUUGAGAUGCUCCGACGCCGAAAGUUCCUGUAGGAAGGGCACAAUAGCUGCGAGGCUGGAUGAGGAAGGGAUCUGAACUAUUCGCUCUGCGCCCAGCAGCAUCACCCGAGCAGUGUUGUCUGCAGUGGCCAGGCAUACAGACAGCAGCUCGGGUUUCAGUUUGUCCCGUACUCCUGGAACCAGGGUCAUCGUGCUCCUCAGAGACGCGAGCAGCGUGCCUUCUGGGCGGCGGCUGCUUCUGGCAGGUGCUAGCUCUCUGAUACUUAUUUUCCUUUGGCCCUUUCUUCAGUGCCUACUUAAUUCUUUAUAUGGUUCUGUUAAAAUAAUGGUUUCUGUCUCCUGACUAACCCAACUGAUAGAACCCUUGGAGAUUAGCAGGUUAAAGUCUCUUAUUUUUCAGAUAAGCACAUGCCUGAGGAGGGUUAGAAUAUCCAAAGUCAAAACAUGGGGGGUGUUUCUGGCAGAGCCAGAAACAAAUUUGCUGAUUUUUUUUUCCUUCAAUGGCGGAGGGGUUUUGACCUACCUACUCCUACUGAUGCAAAUAAAGAGAAGUAAAGGUCAUUCUUUUCUCAGAAGUGAUGACUAAGACACCCGGUGACGGUGGUGGAAACCGGAACGAGCCUGGAUCUAAAACUUUGGUGAUGACUCCUCCCAUUUCAAAUCUUGUUGGCCCAGACCCUGGAUAACUGAAUCCCCACUCUGGGCCACUUAUAAUAUGCUUGCUCUUUCCUACUUUCCUUCCUUCUUUCACUUGCCUUUGAAGCAUUAAGAUAUUCCUAUGUUUUGGUCCUUGACCUUCCAGUUUCUCUGAUUCUCAUUUCUAGCCCCUUCCUCUCAUCCAGUUAUGACAUUCAUAUAUUCAGCUGCCUGCAGCUAUUCUUACCUGGAUAUCCUUCAGGCAUCUGACACUCAACGCAUUCUACUUGACAGACCCUUACACUCCCUCCACUCAAAAGAUUUUUCUCUACUUCCUACCUCCAGUGAUGACCUCACUGUCCACUCAGUCCUAUGAAAUGAAAACCCUGGGCAUCACUCUUAACUUUUCCUUUUCUUCUCAGGUCACAUUGACCACCAGGCCCUUCUGGUUUUAUUUCUUUACCCCCAACCCUUUUGCUACAAUUCAGGUUCUCAUAACAUCUAAGGGCACAGGUAUCUCUGCAUCCUGUGUUGUUUUUCUUAAAUAUAUCCAUCCAUGGCUAUUAGAGUGAUCAAAUAUGCAAAACUGACCAGGUUACUCUUCUGUUUAAACCCUUCAUUCAGUGGCAAUCCAGAGUAUGGUAUAACAGAGCUCCCAAACAUCUGGUCCAAUCACAUUUCUUCUAAUUCCUGUUAAAGAAAGAGAUAACAAGCCCCAAAUGGGGUCACUUAUGCUAAGCCUCAUGCCAACAAACUGAGACUUAAUACCUACUUUAUAGUUUCAGCCUUUCCCAGGAAUGGAAUCUUAAACCAGUCAAUCUGGAAUUCCCUCGUCAAUACUACUGAGGUAAUCUGCCUGACAGACCCCUGUGUCUCCUAAAGGAAGGUCACCUUGCCACAACCAAUCUGCUUAUUGCUAAUAUAACUUCCUUGUCCCAUUUCCUUCUGCCUAUAACAGUCUUUCCUUUAAUCAGAUACACCAAAACCAGACUUUGAUUCAGAUGCUGGGGACACACAGGCACGGACAUCUGGUGCUAACUGUGACAGUCACAGCUCUUCUCCAUUGGUGGGGUUUCUAGCACCAGGGGGCCAGCGAUAUUGCGUGAUACUGAGCAUCAUUCCUGGGUUCAAAGAUUUCAAAUAGGGCUUUCUUAUUCUCCCAGAGAGUCAGUGAGCUACCCUGCUAUCAUUUGAAAACUUCCUUUCUGCUUAAGUUUACCAGAAUUGGGGCUGUUUACUCCCCAGCUAAUUUAUUAUUACUAUAUCACUUUGUCAGAUAAUUUUCUGUUUGGGUCUCCCUCACUAAGCUGUGAGCCUCUUGAAAACAAGAACAGUUUCAUAGUUUUUGGAUCUCUAGUGGCUAGCAUAUAGCAAGUACUCACAUUUUUUCCAAUGUUCAGAAAAUCUUCAUAAAAAGCACAAUGAGAAAAAUGUGUGCUAACAGUGCAGCAAUAGGGAAAGAAAAGUAACUUCACAUUGAUACAUUGGCACAAAGAGGAAGAAUAAACAUACCAAUCAAACCUCAA
Messenger RNA from Zalophus californianus (California sea lion), 6922 nucleotides. RefSeq names its product ATP binding cassette subfamily C member 2 (gene ABCC2). Gene Ontology annotation, molecular function: ATP binding; ABC-type transporter activity; ATP hydrolysis activity. Bases 119 to 4756 code for a protein of 1545 amino acids. The record is from RefSeq and is a predicted model, not a curated record. Gene Ontology annotation, biological process: transmembrane transport. Gene Ontology annotation, cellular component: apical plasma membrane. The transcript is spliced from 33 exons. Lineage: Eukaryota; Metazoa; Chordata; Mammalia; Carnivora; Otariidae.